AUUCCAACCUUUCUUUAAACUUUAAACAAUGCAACCAAACUCAACUUAGAGAUUCUUGUUUGUUUACUUGUUUUCCUUUAUGUUUUUAUUUUUCUUCUUAAUUGGUGAUGAAUAGAUAAACUUACCAUCUUCCUACCUUCAACCAACCAUAAUCAACCUGUUAAGCUCUAGAUUGUCUCUACUUCUCUUCUAAAUUUUUUUUGCCCCCUUUUGUUUGAAUGAUGGAAUCUUUAUCUCUACCUUCCAUCCCCGUUGCACCUAAAACUUCAAGAUUGUCGCAAGUGCAAAGCAGGUGCCUUUCGACCAAAAGAAAUGGCAUGAUAUUUUGUCAAAGUGGUAAAAAUGUGGUCAAGACUAGUAAGGUGUCUUCUGUUUUUACAGUGAGCCCGGAUAAUGGUUCGGCUCUCUUGGAUGUCGCGGGGAGCUUGGUGCUGAAUCCGAAUGGGAACGGGCAGACUGAGAUUGUAAACAAGGAUUUGAUGCCUUAUAAUGGAGCUCUUUUGGAUGUGCAUGACAAGGGUAUUGGCAUUGUCAAGUAUCUUCAAGGAAAAGGGUUUUUAAUAACUGGUGCAACUGGAUUCUUGGCUAAAGUUCUUAUAGAAAAGAUACUACGGACCGUUCCUGAUGUGGGUAAAAUUUACCUCUUGAUCAAGGCAAAGAACAAGGAAGCAGCAAAUGAAAGAAUGAAAAAUGAAAUUAUCAAUACUGAACUUUUCAGGUGUCUCCAGCAAAAACAUGGAAAAUCCUAUCAAGCUUUCAUGUUGAGCAAGCUGGUCCCUGUUGUUGGGAAUGUUUGUGAAUCUAAUCUAGGUUUAGAUGAUGAUACUGCAACCGCGAUCAUGCAUGAUGUUAACAUAAUUGUAAACUCUGCAGCUAAUACCACUUUUGAUGAAAGAUACGACGUUUCUCUUGACAUAAACACGGGAGGACCUAGUCGUGCUAUGCUUUUUGCUAAGAAGUGCAAGAAGCUGAAACUCUUCCUGCAGAUCUCAACAGCUUAUGUUAAUGGACAGAGACAAGGAAGAGUCAUGGAAAAGCCGUUCAGUUUUGGCGAUAGCAUAGCAAGGGAGAGGAUGACAUUUGGCACAACAGAAACAUCCAGUUUCCCCAUGCUGAGUGUUCAAGAUGAAAUAAAGUUAGUUUUAGACAGGAAACAAGGAUUAGAAGGCAAUGCAUUGGCUCAGAACAUGAAAGAACUGGGAUCAGAGAGAGCAAAGAAGUAUGGGUGGCAAGAUACCUAUGUAUUUUCCAAGGCCAUGGGGGAAAUGUUGAUUGAUAAUAUGAGAGGAGAUGUACCUGUAGUCAUAAUCCGACCCAGCGUCAUUGAGAGUACUUACAAAGAACCAUUCCCUGGUUGGAUGGAAGGAAAUAGGAUGAUGGAUCCAAUUGUGUUGUACUAUGGGAAAGGGCAGCUUACUGGAUUUCUAGUAGACCCCAAUGGAGUACUCGACGUUGUUCCAGCAGACAUGGUUGUGAAUGCAACCUUGGCAGCCAUUGCAAAACACGGGGCAGCAGGAAAAUCAGAAAGCAACAUAUACCAGAUAGCUUCAUCUGUUGUAAAUCCAUUAGUUUUCAGGGACUUGGCUAACUUGCUCUACGAACACUUCAAUUCUCUGCCAUGUGUCGAUGCCAAGGGGAGGCCAAUACGCGUUCCAACCAUGAAAGUCUUCAACACUAUGGAGGACUUCUCCUUUCAUCUGUGGAAGGACACGAUUCGUAGAACUGGAUUGGCAGACUUGCCUAAUCCUAAUGGAAAAUAUUCACGAAAAUUGGAAUAUAUUUGCAGAAAAUCAGUUGAACAGGCAAAGUACUUGGCAAACAUAUAUGCUCCAUACACAUUCUACGGUGGAAGGUUUGAUAAUAGCAACACGGAGAGAUUGAUGCGUUGCAUGUCUGAAGAAGAAAAGAGGACAUUCGGGUUCGAUGUAGGGAGCAUCAACUGGAGAGAUUACAUAACUAAUGUGCAUAUUCCAGGGCUGAGAAGGCAUGUAAUGAAGGGAAGAGGAAUGUUAAGCUAAACAUAUGUAUUAUGUCAUCCUAGUGUGUUUCAGUUUAUGUCUCUGUCACAGGGAUGCUAUGUUGAUCCAUAAACCUUAUUGUAAUAAAUUUGUGUUUAUUAUUCUUCUUUUCCUAGUA
Molecule: messenger RNA, 2136 nt
Organism: Daucus carota subsp. sativus
Lineage: Eukaryota; Viridiplantae; Streptophyta; Magnoliopsida; Apiales; Apiaceae
Product: fatty acyl-CoA reductase 2, chloroplastic
Exons: 9
Coding region: 219-2018 (599 amino acids)
Biological process (GO): suberin biosynthetic process; long-chain fatty-acyl-CoA metabolic process
Cellular component (GO): intracellular membrane-bounded organelle
Molecular function (GO): alcohol-forming very long-chain fatty acyl-CoA reductase (NADP+) activity
Source: RefSeq, a predicted model, not a curated record